AUGCCUUCUUUUUCAUUUUCUUCUUCAACCCUAUAUCUCUUUCAUCAUAUCCCUUCUUUUUCAUUUUCUUAUUCAACCCUAUAUCUCUUUCAUCAUAUCCCUUCUUUUUCAUUUUCUUCUUCAACCCUAUAUCUCUUUCAUCAUAUCCCUUCUUUUUCAUUUUCUUAUUCAACCCUAUAUCUCUUUCAUGAUAUGCCUUCUUUUUCAUUUUCUUCUUCAACCCUAUAUCUCUUUCAUCAUAUCCCUUUUUUUUCAUUUUCUUAUUCAACCCUAUAUCUCUUUCAUCAUAUCCCUUCUUUUCAUUUUCUUAUUCAACCCUAUAUCUCUUUCAUGAUAUGCCUUCUUUUCAUUUUCUUCUUCAACCCUAUAUCUCUUUCAUCAUAUCCCUUCUUUUUUCAUUUUCUUCUUCAACCCUAUAUCUCUUUUCAUAUCCCUUCUUUUUCAUUUUCUUAUUCAACCCUAUAUCUCUUUUUCAUGAUAUGCCUUCUUUUUCAUUUUCUUCUUCAACCCUAUAUCUCUUUCAUCAUAUCCCUUCUUUUUCAUUUUCUUAUUCAACCCUAUAUCUCUUUCAUCAUAUCCCUUCUUUUUCAUUUUCUUAUUCAACCCUAUAUCUCUUUCAUCAUAUCCCUUCUUUUUCAUUUUCUUCUUCAACCCUAUAUCUCUUUCAUCAUAUGCUUUCUUUUUCAUUUUCUUUUUCAACCUUAUACCUCUUUGAAUGUUAUCUUUCACUUUUUCCAUCCCAUCUUUCAUUACAUCUUUUUUUUAUUUUCUUUUUCAUUCCUUUUUCAUGUUUUCUUCUUUUUUAUUUUUUUCAUCUUUAAUUUUCUUCAUCAUUAUCCAUCUUUCAUUACCUCUGAUUCUUUACCUUCUUUUUUUUAUUUUUAUACACCUAUUGCCACAUCCUUUUCCAUUUUCUUCUUCCUCCCUAUACAUCUUACUUUUCCUUCAUUUUCUUCUUCAUCCUUUGGAAUUUUCCAUCAUAUGCCAUCUUUUUUCUUAAUACUUACACCUAACUGUAUUUUUUCUUCAUUCCUUUUCUAG
Messenger RNA from Acanthosepion pharaonis, 1041 nucleotides. The record is from the annotation of a GenBank genome assembly. Lineage: Eukaryota; Metazoa; Mollusca; Cephalopoda; Sepiida; Sepiidae.